Trichosurus vulpecula (common brushtail) is the source of this 4473-nucleotide messenger RNA. RefSeq names its product actinin alpha 2 (gene ACTN2). The coding region runs from base 336 to 3020 and encodes 894 amino acids. Gene Ontology annotation, cellular component: cortical actin cytoskeleton; Z disc; cell junction. Gene Ontology annotation, molecular function: calcium ion binding; actin filament binding. NCBI's taxonomy places the organism in Eukaryota, Metazoa, Chordata, Mammalia, Diprotodontia, Phalangeridae. Gene Ontology annotation, biological process: muscle cell development; actin cytoskeleton organization. The record is from RefSeq and is a predicted model, not a curated record. The transcript has 21 exons.
GAGCCUGAGCUGGUGCUCGCUGGAGACUCAUCCACGGAGGCGAGGCUCGUUCGGCUGCGAGAGGGGCGAGCGCGAAGGUCAACGUGCGCACAGGUAGCCAGCUCACCGACCCCCGCCACCUCCCACCUGCCCAGCCGGCCCGACGUCGCGCGCACCUGGGGCUUCUCGGUGUCACCAAGUCCCUCCCCCCCGAGAACUGGGAUCCCGAAGUAAGCUGCGCCUUCCGAGGAGGGAGAAAGCCCUGCCGCCUCCCUCGCCUGCCCUGCGGCUGAGUCGCUCUCGGAACCGCCCCAGCGCGUUUGUCGUUGCUGAGAAGCUGAGCCAACCUGAGCGCCAUGAACCAGAUAGAGCCAGGUGUGCAGUACAACUACGUCUACGAGGAUGACGAGUACAUGAUCCAGGAGGAAGAAUGGGACCGCGAUCUGCUCCUGGAUCCCGCCUGGGAGAAGCAGCAGAGAAAGACAUUUACUGCGUGGUGCAAUUCUCAUCUAAGAAAAGCUGGUACCCAGAUUGAGAACAUUGAAGAGGAUUUCAGGAAUGGCCUUAAACUCAUGCUUCUUUUGGAAGUCAUUUCAGGUGAAAGGUUGUCCAAACCUGACCGAGGAAAAAUGCGCUUCCACAAAAUUGCCAACGUCAAUAAGGCCCUGGAUUACAUAGCCAGUAAGGGUGUGAAACUGGUGUCCAUUGGUGCUGAAGAAAUUGUUGAUGGCAAUGUGAAAAUGACUCUGGGUAUGAUCUGGACCAUCAUCCUUCGCUUUGCUAUCCAGGAUAUUUCAGUGGAAGAAACCUCUGCUAAAGAAGGUCUGCUUCUCUGGUGCCAGAGGAAAACUGCCCCUUAUAGGAAUGUGAAUAUUCAGAAUUUCCACACUAGCUGGAAAGAUGGCCUUGGACUCUGUGCGCUCAUCCACAGACAUCGACCUGACCUCAUUGACUACUCAAAGCUUAAUAAGGAUGACCCUGUAGGAAAUAUCAACCUGGCCAUGGAAAUAGCAGAAAAGCAUUUGGAUAUCCCCAAGAUGUUGGAUGCAGAAGACAUUGUGAAUACUCCCAAACCUGAUGAAAGAGCUAUCAUGACUUAUGUUUCCUGCUUCUACCAUGCUUUUGCUGGAGCAGAGCAGGCCGAGACAGCAGCUAACAGGAUAUGUAAGGUUCUUGCUGUGAAUCAAGAGAAUGAGAAACUGAUGGAAGAAUAUGAGAGGCUAGCGAGUGAGCUUUUGGAAUGGAUUCGUCGCACAAUCCCCUGGCUAGAGAAUCGGACCCCAGAGAAGACGAUGCAAGCCAUGCAGAAGAAGCUGGAGGACUUCCGAGAUUAUCGUCGGAAGCACAAGCCCCCCAAAGUCCAAGAGAAGUGCCAGCUGGAGAUUAAUUUCAAUACCUUGCAGACUAAGCUCAGGAUCAGUAACAGACCAGCUUUCAUGCCAUCAGAAGGCAAAAUGGUUUCAGAUAUUGCUGGUGCUUGGCAGAGGCUAGAACAGGCUGAGAAGGGUUAUGAGGAAUGGUUGUUAAAUGAAAUAAGGAGACUGGAACGCCUGGAACAUCUGGCUGAGAAAUUUAGGCAGAAAGCUUCAACUCAUGAAUCUUGGGCAUACGGCAAGGAACAGAUCUUGCUACAGAAGGAUUAUGAGUCUGCUUCUCUGACUGAAGUCCGAGCUUUGUUGAGGAAACAUGAGGCUUUUGAGAGUGACUUGGCAGCUCACCAGGACCGGGUGGAACAGAUUGCUGCCAUUGCCCAGGAGCUGAAUGAACUGGAUUAUCAUGAUGCUGCGAGUGUCAAUGACCGAUGCCAGAAGAUCUGCGAUCAGUGGGACAGAUUGGGAACACUUACUCAAAAAAGGAGAGAGGCCCUAGAGAGGACUGAGAAAUUGCUAGAAACCAUUGAUCAGCUUCAUCUGGAGUUUGCCAAGAGAGCUGCCCCCUUCAACAACUGGAUGGAAGGUGCUAUGGAAGACCUACAAGACAUGUUUAUUGUCCACAGUAUUGAGGAAAUUCAGAGUUUAAUCACUGCCCAUGAGCAAUUCAAAGCAACACUGCCCGAAGCAGAUGGUGAAAGACAGGCCAUCAUGUCCAUUCAGAAUGAGGUGGAGAAGGUUAUUCAGAGCUACAACAUUAGAAUCAGCUCAAGCAACCCAUAUAGCACGGUCACCAUGGAUGAGCUUCGUGCCAGAUGGGAUAAGGUGAAACAGCUUGUGCCAGUACGGGAUCAAUCCCUGCAAGAGGAACUGGCCCGCCAGCAUGCUAAUGAGCGACUUCGGCGCCAGUUUGCUGCCCAAGCCAAUGCUGUUGGACCAUGGAUCCAGAACAAGAUGGAGGAAAUUGCCCGUAGUUCUAUCCAGAUCACUGGGGCUUUAGAAGAUCAGAUGAACCAGUUGAAGCAGUAUGAACACAACAUCAUUAACUACAAAAAUAAUAUUGACAAACUGGAGGGAGACCACCAGCUUAUCCAGGAAGCCCUGGUGUUUGACAACAAGCACACUAAUUACACCAUGGAGCAUAUUCGUGUUGGAUGGGAACUGCUGUUGACAACUAUUGCCAGGACUAUUAAUGAGGUGGAGACCCAGAUCCUUACCAGAGAUGCUAAGGGUAUUACCCAGGAACAAAUGAAUGAGUUCAGAGCAUCUUUCAACCACUUUGACAGGAGGAAGAAUGGCCUGAUGGAUCAUGAAGAUUUCAGAGCCUGCCUGAUUUCCAUGGGUUAUGAUCUGGGGGAAGCCGAAUUUGCCCGGAUUAUGACCCUGGUAGAUCCCAAUGGACAAGGAACUGUCACCUUCCAGUCCUUCAUUGACUUCAUGACAAGAGAGACUGCUGACACAGACACAGCUGAGCAGGUCAUUGCUUCCUUCAGAAUCCUAGCUUCUGAUAAGCCAUACAUCCUCGCAGAUGAGCUGCGUCGGGAGCUGCCUCCAGAUCAGGCUCAGUACUGCAUCAAGAGAAUGCCAGCCUAUUCUGGGCCAGGCAGUGUACCUGGAGCCCUGGAUUACACUGCGUUCUCAUCAGCGCUCUAUGGGGAGAGUGACCUGUGAUUCUGUAAUCAUGGAACACCAGAAUGCAAUAAAAGUUGGAGUAACAGUUUGCUUCCUGGAAACCUUGACAGGCUGUUUUAAAUUAAAGAAAAUAUUUUUAAGCAUUCUUACAGCUCAAUAGUUACCACCCAGUGUAACAUGCUAGAAAGAAUAGUGUCUAUGUCAGAGUGUGCCACACUAAGUAGGUGUCUUUAUUGUGGGUUUCUUAGUUUUUUGCUAGUACAAUUUUAGAGGGAUUUCAGGCAAGAAAGAGAAUUCUUUGAACAGUAACAAAUUGGGAGGGUACAGGGAGAGAAAGAAGCUUAAGAAUGUGAAAACUGAAAAUAUUAAAUAUUCAAAACCAGAAAAAAAUACUUUAUUACAAUUUGGUAUAGUAAUCCCUCCUUUCAGAAAUGCCCUUCAUGACCGAUGUAGUUAUGCGACUGUGCCUAGGGAAAUAUGUUGUGGAGGUCAUUGUUUUCUUUUCUUGCUUAUCCAAAGAUUAGCUGUAGCUAGAUAUUUUCAUGGUUUUGUGGCUUUUGCAGUUGAAUUUUAACAUAAGUGAAAUGAAGCUUUCAGGGAAUAGAAACAAACAAGCCAAAAAAACAGAAAGUCCUUUAGCUUUUUAAAAGGGUAAGGAAGUGGAGAAGGGAGAGAGAGAGAGAGAGAGAGAGAGAGAGAGAGAGAGAGACAGGAAGAGAUUUCAGCCCACUCUCAAUGAUGUAGGGGCCGAUUAUCCAACCCAGGGAUCACUGUAAGCCCUUGUUUCACACGAAACACAAGAUGUGGGUGAACACUUAAAUGAAGUCAUUUGCUAGGGGAAAAGGUGGGCUAGUUCAUAACAAAGCUUUUAAAAUUAACUGUGGAUUUCAGUGAGUCAUGCUUUUUCCUCAGACCCUAUUAGCACAGAUUAUCAAGAUUCGAGACUGUACAUAGAGUCCGUAUUUUUGAACUCACAGUUUUUCUACAUGUUCAUUCCUAAUGAAACACUAGUCAGAAAAUGGCAAACUUGAGGUUCUACAAGGAUUUGCUUUCCUUCAUGCCUUUAGUUUUAUAGCCCCUUAGAAAGAGACAGGCAAUUUCACAUGAAUGAAAGUGUAUAAGAAAAGAUGAAUUCCCUGUACUGGUUAUGGCAAGUUUCUUUACUCUGGGAGAACCUAUUUUUAUGUCUAUAGGAUUAACUUGUCCCCUGUAGCAUAUCUAAAUUACACAGUUAUAUUCACAGUAGCAUCCAUCUGACCUUCGCCCAGUGUAAUGUCAAAACCCAUCUGAACAAGCACAGUAUAUGGAUAUAUCUAGAGCUAUAUUCCAUAGAUGGCAUGGUAUAUGUUCACUGAGCAGUUGUCUUGGUUUCUGUUGAAUGUUCAUUAAGCUAUUACUCCUUGAGCUACCGUAUGCUGUGACUCCCCCCCCACCCUGUUUUUCCAUCUUGUUGACAGCUUGUAGAGAAAUAAAGCAAUAAUUUUUUUUUUUA